This is a messenger RNA of Fusarium sp. VM40, 1038 nucleotides long. The record is from the annotation of a GenBank genome assembly. Lineage: Eukaryota; Fungi; Ascomycota; Sordariomycetes; Hypocreales; Nectriaceae.
AUGCCAUGCGGCCAGGCAAAAGUACAGGAGCAGCUUGUCGACGAUGUCGAGAGAGAAAGCAGCGUUGCGAGUAUCAAGAUCAGGCCGCCUGUCGAAAUUGCAGGUCGGCCAAAGCUGGUCAGUCUCAUCAGCUCUUUCCAACAAAUUGCAGCUGCUAAGACAAGUCUCACAGAAUGUAUCCCAGCCAACCAAAACCGUACAGACACAUACUCUGUCUCGUAUGUAAAUGGCCUGGAAGAACAGGUAGCAGGUCUCCUGGGACGCGUUAGUCAGCAUAGUUCGGACUCAACAAUACCAGGUCAUCCUAUCUCUGACGGCAAUUUGGCCCAUAAUACGCAGCCCAAUGAAUACACGGAAUCGCAAAGCUUCAUUAACUCCCUGGAGGGACUUCACACACCCGCCGUAUCUGCUCUGGGGAACACAGGUUUUGACUUUUUGUCAUACCAGGACGAGAAUUUGUUCUCCAUCACGCAGCAACCGUCUAGUCACAUCGAUAAUCCAGCAGACUUGGUUAGUUACUCGGGAGAUCCUAUGAAUCCCUCGGCAGGUGCGACAGCAGCCGACAUCGUAGUCUGCGAAGGGGCCUCCUUCUUUCAAACUUACUUUGAGGUCAUCCACCCUCGCUAUCCCUUCCUCGACAUCGAGGAAUGUAGUGCAGCCUAUCUCAAAUGGAAGAUGGGCGAGAUGGCCGAUGGUGACGACAAAGCUUGGCCUACACGUCUUCUGAAGCUAAUCUUUGCCAACGGUGCCAUUUUGCAGCACGUGGGGUUCCAUCACAAGGUCCACCGCCAGUACCAGGAAUUGGCUCUCCAACAACAGAACAUUACAAUGUAUUCCUCCUUAGGGCCACUCGCUCGAUUGCAGGCCAUGCUUCUCCACGCUUUCUACGCUCUUCAUGGUGAAAACACAGAGCAAGUUGUUCAUGAUGUCGGCAUUGCGAUGCGCUUCGCCAUCCUGCAUGGAUUUCAUCGCCUCACUAGCGAUGGUACUCAUGAAACGGACAACAAGAUCAAGACUUGGUGGUCUAUUUACUGGUAG